Messenger RNA from Coffea eugenioides, 1660 nucleotides. RefSeq names its product GDP-mannose transporter GONST2-like. Gene Ontology annotation, molecular function: GDP-mannose transmembrane transporter activity; antiporter activity. The coding region runs from base 163 to 1410 and encodes 415 amino acids. NCBI's taxonomy places the organism in Eukaryota, Viridiplantae, Streptophyta, Magnoliopsida, Gentianales, Rubiaceae. The transcript is spliced from 12 exons. Gene Ontology annotation, cellular component: Golgi apparatus. The record is from RefSeq and is a predicted model, not a curated record.
UCAGCUCCACGCCUUCUUGUGAUUCCUUUGCGUGCUUUGGGGAAAGCUUCAAGUUGCACUGAAACUCACGCCUUCAGCGCUUAUGAUGAAUCGCUCCAGGGCUUGAGGGAAGAGAAACUUACUUAUUUUUGCUGAUUGGCGCAGUUUGGAAGGUAAGGCUCCAUGUCGUCUGAAAUUAAGCUGGAGUCAAUUGUCUGCAAGAAUGGAGACGAACCAGCAUUAAACCACUUGGAUGGCGAUGGAUCGUUUAGUCAUAGAAAGAAUGAGGUCCACAAGAUACAAGAUGAUUUUCGUAGUCAUAGAGACUGGUCAAUUAGUGAUUCACCAACAACAGCAGAGCGUAGAGCAGCAGCAAGUCACAGAUUUGUCUUUGAAUCAGUUGUUAUUCAAUGUUUCUGUGUUUAUACGCUGGAAUGGUUUUUCAAAGGGAACCGUGCAGCGUUAGGUGAAAUUGCUAACCUUCUCUUCAAUGGAAAUGAGAAACAGGUGCAUGGAUUUGGAAGAAAAUCUGGACCUCUAGUAGCAGGGACUGCUUAUUGCCUUUCUUCUUGCAGCAUGAUCUUACUGAACAAAAUUGUCCUAUCAAGCUAUGCUUUCAGUGCUGGAAUUUCACUUAUGUUUUACCAGAAUUUUAUCAGUUCUCUUGUUGUUGUUGUUUUGGGUCUCUGUGGAGCUGUUUCAGUGGAAAAGCUAAAUUGGAAACUUAUUAAAGUCUGGAUUCCUGUUAACUUAAUAUUCAUUGGAAUGCUUGUAUCAGGCAUGUACAGUCUGAAAUACAUAAAUAUUGCAAUGGUGACAAUUCUGAAGAAUGUGACAAAUAUUUUAACAGCAAUUGGAGAAUUUUAUCUUUUCCGGAAGCGUCAGAAUCACAAAGUGUGGACUGCGAUGUUUCUUAUGAUAACAUCUGCCAUAAGUGGAGGAAUAACAGAUCUCUCAUUUGAUGCCACGGGUUAUGCGUGGCAAACUUUGAACUGCAUUUUAACUGCAAGUUACUCGCUCACUUUGCGACGAGUUAUGGACAGAGCUAAGCAAUUGACAGAAUCUGGAUCACUUAAUGAAGUUUCAAUGGUGUUACUAAACAAUUCAUUAUCUUUACCAUUUGCAGUCUUGUUGAUUCUCGUGUUCAAUGAAUGGGAUUAUGUAAUUAAUGCGAAUGUAAUAAGGAUGCCAAUGUUUUGGGUUGUUGCGACAGCUAGUGGGCUGCUUGGACUUGCUAUCAGCUUCAGCUCUAUGUGGUUUUUAAAUCAAACUAGUCCUACGACUUACAGUCUGGUUGGUUCCUUAAACAAGAUUCCUAUUUCUAUCGCUGGAAUCAUAGUUUUCAGGGUUCCUGUCAAUUUUCCCAAUUUCUUCAGCAUACUAUUUGGUUUAUUUGCUGGAAUAUUUUUUGCCAGGGCAAAGAUGUCGUAAUACUUAACAGGCCAAAGGGAAGAUGAAAACUCCUGGGAGAGUAUAUAGAGUUUCCCAUAAUCAAACAAAAAGUUGGAGUUAUUGUCCCAAAAAAAAAAAAUCAAAUUAUAACUGAGAGAUGAGCAAAUGCAACGCCUCAAUAUAUAGCAAAGCUAAUUUAUUACUCUAGAAGCACUAGGCAACUUAGAAAAUUUUUUUUUCCAGGGCGGAAUUUAGAAAGAAAGCUGUUCUCGUAAUCAUCAGUUUACUA